Messenger RNA from Grammomys surdaster, 2192 nucleotides. It is a transcript of the gene Cpne7, whose product is annotated as copine 7. Gene Ontology annotation, biological process: cellular response to calcium ion. NCBI's taxonomy places the organism in Eukaryota, Metazoa, Chordata, Mammalia, Rodentia, Muridae. The transcript is spliced from 12 exons. Gene Ontology annotation, cellular component: plasma membrane. The record is from RefSeq and is a predicted model, not a curated record. The coding region runs from base 116 to 1576 and encodes 486 amino acids. Gene Ontology annotation, molecular function: calcium-dependent phospholipid binding.
GCGGCCGCCCGAGACACGUGUGCCCGCGCCCGGCGGGCGUGCGGGGAAGCGCGGCCACGCCUGGUCCGGCCACCAUUUCUCCGGCGCCCACCGGUUCGAGUGCGGAGCCUGAAGCAUGAGCGGCGACUCGGAGCGCGCGGUGGCCCCGGGGGUGGUGCCUGCACCCUGCGCCUCGAAGGUGGAGCUGCGGCUGAGCUGCCGGCACCUGCUGGACCGGGACCCGCUGACCAAGUCCGACCCCAGCGUGGUGCUGCUGCAGCAGACACAGGGCCAGUGGCUACAGGUGGACAGAACGGAGGUGGUGAAGAGCAGCCUGCAUCCUGUGUUCUCCAAGGUCUUCACUAUCGACUAUUACUUUGAGGAAGUACAGAAGCUACGAUUUGAGGUGUAUGACACCCACGGGCCGAGUGGGCUGAGUUGCCAGGAUGAUGACUUCCUAGGGGGCAUGGAGUGCACCCUGGGUCAAGACCUCUUCAGCAAGUCGGACCCCUUCCUAGAGCUGUAUCGGGUCAAUGAUGACACGAGUGAGCAGCUGGUGUACAGGACAGAGGUAGUGAAGAAUAACCUUAACCCCGUGUGGGAACCCUUCAAGGUGUCCCUGAAUUCACUCUGCAGCUGCGAGGAGACACGGCCUCUGAAGUGCCUGGUCUGGGACUAUGACUCUCGAGGAAAGCAUGACUUCAUCGGCGACUUUACCACCACCUUCGCAGAGAUGCAGAAGGCCUUCGAGGAGGAGCAGGCCCAGUGGGACUGUGUGAAUGCCAAGUACAAACAGAAGAAGCGCAAUUACAAGAAUUCCGGCGUGGUGAUCCUUUCAGACCUGAAGGUAGCCAUCGACUUCACAGCCUCUAAUGGUGACCCGAGGAACAGCUGUUCUCUCCACCACAUCAACCCGUACCAGCCCAACGAGUACCUGAGGGCGCUGGUGGCAGUGGGCGAGGUCUGCCAGGAUUAUGACAGUGACAAGCGCUUUUCUGCUUUGGGAUUUGGAGCCCGGAUCCCUCCCAAGUAUGAGGUGUCCCACGACUUUGCCAUCAAUUUCAACCCCGAGGAUGAUGAGUGUGAAGGAAUCCAGGGCGUGGUAGAGGCCUACCAGAACUGCCUGCCGAAGGUCCAGCUCUACGGCCCCACCAAUGUGGCACCCAUCAUCUCUAAGGUGGCCCGCAUGGCAGCAGCUGAGGAGCGCACGGGGGAGGCUUCUCAAUACUACAUACUGCUGAUCCUCACGGACGGUGUGGUGACGGAUAUGUCGGACACUCGAGAGGCCAUCGUGCGCGCCUCCCACCUGCCCAUGUCCGUCAUCAUCGUUGGGGUGGGCAACGCUGACUUCACGGAUAUGCAAAUCUUAGACGGGGAUGACGGAGUCCUGCGUUCCCCACGGGGCGAGCCUGCACUCCGAGACAUCGUCCAGUUUGUGCCCUUCCGUGAGCUCAAGAAUGCAUCCCCUGCGGCACUGGCCAAGUGUGUGUUGGCCGAGGUGCCAAAGCAGGUUGUGGAGUACUACAGUCACAAGGAACUGCCCCCUCGAAGCCUUGCCACCCAGACUGGAGAGGCUGGUGCCAGCUCAGCGCCAUGAGGAUGUCAGGGGAGGGGGCUCCGAGCAGAACUUUCAUCUACAGCAUCUCCUGUGCCCCCAGAGACCCCUCAGAAGCUUAUCACCCAGUCCACUCCUGUGUUCUGCUGGCCUGGGUCAGUGGCCUGUUCCCCAAAUUGAAGAGAUCCAGGCCUUGUGGUGUGACGGAAAUCAGCAGCUCCCCCAUGUCUGGGCCUCCCUGCACCCAACAGGCUCGGAGCAGGGUAUUCUGAAAGAACUGAAGCUACAAAGUUGCUCUUCCCCUUCUUGCUUGAGCGCACCUCUCCUCACAUCAGGUGUCAACCAUAGCACCACUUCAGAAGAGGCCCCAAGCCCAACUUGCCCCAGAGAGAUGGAUGGGACCAUGCCUGUCAUAAUCCUGGCAGCUCAGCUAUGGAUAUGGUGAAGGGGUGACCGACCUGGAGAAUCUUGUCAUUUGAUCCUGUGGUGAGAGGCAGUACCCCAACUCUUGAGGACACCUAUAUCUAGGCACUUUGUCCCCAUAGGUUUCUCUGUCCUAUCUGGUGCCGCUCCAACCUGUGGCCAUACCUGAGACCCUGGGGCCUGCGGGGUCUGUGGGAGGCAGCUCUGGGUAUAAUAAAGUCUCCCUCCUUCACAC